Meleagris gallopavo (turkey) is the source of this 1739-nucleotide messenger RNA. NCBI's taxonomy places the organism in Eukaryota, Metazoa, Chordata, Aves, Galliformes, Phasianidae. The record is from RefSeq and is a predicted model, not a curated record.
GAGUGGUGCGCAGCGAUGGGGUCGUGGGGGAUCCUGGGCUGGGGGCUGCUUUUGCUCCGCGGCGUGUGCGGGGCGGCGGGCGAGCCACACUCCCUGCGGUACUUCUGCACCGCGAUGACGGAUCCCGGCACCGGGCUGCCCUGGUUCGUGUAUGUGGGGUAUGUGGACGGCGAGAUCUUCGUGCACUAUGACAGCACCGCGCGGAGGUUCGUGCCCCGCAAGGAGUGGAUGGCGGCCAACAUGGACCAGCAGUACUGGGACGGACAGACGGAGAUCGGACAGAGCGAUGAGCAGAUUAACCGUGUGGACCUGAACAUACUGCAGGAACGCUUCAACCAGAGCGGCGGGUCUCACACGGUGCAGCGGAAGAUAGGCUGUGACAUUCUUGAGGACGGCACCACCCGGGGGUAUCAUCAGGUGGCGUAUGAUGGGAGAGACUUCAUUGCCUUUGACAAAGACAAGAAGACGUUCACUGCAGCAGUUCCAGAGGCAGUUCUCACCAAGAGGAAAUGGGAGGCGGAUCCAACUUAUGUUGAUCAACGGAAGCAUUACCUGGAGGAAACCUGUGUGCAGUGGCUGCGGAGACACAUGGAGCACGGGAAGGCAGAGCUGGAGAGGAGAGAGCCGCCCGAGGUGCGAGUGUGGGGGAAGAAGGCUGACGGGAUCCUGACCUUGUCCUGCCGCGCUCACGGCUUCUACCCGCGACCCAUCGACGUCAGCUGGAUGAAGGACGGCGUGGCGCAGAACCAGGACACCCAAUCGGGGGGCAUUGCGCCCAACAGCGAUGGCACCUACCACACCUUGGUCACCAUCGAUGCACGGCCGGAGGACUGGGACAAGUACCAGUGCCGCGUGGAGCACGCCAGCCUGCAACAGCCCGGCUUCUACUCGUGGGAGCCAUCACAGCCCAACCUGGUCCCCAUCGUGGUGGGGGUGAUUGUCGCCAUUGUGGCCAUCGCCAUCGUGGGUGGUGUUGGAUUCAUCAUCUACAGAAGCCAUGCAGGGAAGAAAGAGAAGGGCUACAACAUUGCCCCUGCCCAGGAUGGUGGAUCCACCAGCUCAGGCACAGGGAGCGACCGCCCCGUCAUCUGAGUGCUGUGCUUCAGCCUGCAAGUGGAAGGCUGUCCCCACCAGCGUUUGGGGUUGGUGAUGGACACAGCCUCAACCUCGCGCAUCUCCCCCUCUGCUUUCUAUGCUGACUGUUAUGCUUUGCCUGCUCUGCUUCCUGUGAAGUGAAUUGAUGAGCGUUCUGUGCUCAGCUUGCCUGCAGUGUGCUCCGUGCUGUGGUUGGAUGGGGUGGGUGAGAGGAUUGUGUCCUGGUUUGGCUGCUCAGAGUGCUGAGUACCUGCUGUCCCGCUUCUUUGCUCUGCCUGCUGCUCACUCCCUCCAUAUUUCCCCCCCUCCCCCAUCACCUCCCCUUUGUGACCCCACACCCAUGGUUGCCUGCUCCCUGUCCUGGAUGAGCUCUAGUUUACUCAAUGCCAUCCCUGUGUGCUGGGAUCUCCUUGCUCCUCCUCCCAGCUGUCCCUACAUAUAUUUCCCCCCCCCAGCUGAAUGUCCUGCAGCACUUCCUUCCUGCCCCCAUCCUGCUGCCUCUGUAAUCCUCACCCUUCCCCACUCCACAUCCCUCAUCCCUCCCUUCCCCAUACUCUGUGUCCCUGCUGUGCCCCUCCCCCUGCAGUUCUGUGCAUCCCCACAUUGUACCCUGUACUCAAAUAUGAUUGUUCUGCUGCCCUCCA